AUGCGUCUCCGGAGUGCGCCGGGGCCUGCUGCGCUUCGCUGCGAGGCCCUGCACCAACUGCCCCCCGCCGCCUGCAAGGAACUCGCGGCCGCGUUCAACAGGAGCAUCGGCGACGGUGGCACUCCGGCUUCCCGGGAAGCGGGUAUUGCAAUUGUCCCACUCCUCAAGCCUGGGAAGCCGGGCAAAUGUUUCCCGCCUCGCUUCGGCCCGUCGCCCUCACCAGCUGCCCGCGCAAGCUCGUGGAAAGAAUUGUGGCACGACGCAUCCGCGGCACAGUUGAAGCCCAACUUCUUCCCCAGCAAGUUGGUUUUCGCCCUGGUCGCUCCACACUGGAUCCGCCGACUCGCCUGCUUGCUGGGAUCGUUUCACCGUGGCAAGCGGGGGAAGGUCGGUGCGGUGCUGGUGGGUCACGCUGGGGCCUUCGGCAUGGUUGAUGACGGCCGCAUCCUUCACGCACUCCGCGCGCACAAGGUGGCGCCGUGCCUGAGCCGGUGGGAGGCGGACUUACUUUCCCUGCCGCGCGGACAAAAGCCGCGUGUACAAAAUGCGCUCUCCGCACCGGUUCAUUUCACCCGUGGCGUCCCGCAGGGUUCUGCGCUCGGCACGCUGCCGUUCAUCGUUGCCGCGAACAGCUUCAGCGAGGAACCGGUGUGCAUCCCCAACCUGAACUUGCUUUCUUCGCCGAUGACCUGA
Messenger RNA from Trypanosoma conorhini, 693 nucleotides. RefSeq names its product Tcoingi protein. The record is from RefSeq and is a predicted model, not a curated record. NCBI's taxonomy places the organism in Eukaryota, Euglenozoa, Kinetoplastea, Trypanosomatida, Trypanosomatidae. The transcript has a single exon. The coding region runs from base 1 to 693 and encodes 230 amino acids.